GAACGUCUUGUUUGCCUCUCGCACAUUUUCCACAUAGCAAACACACUGAGUGCAGGAGACACGUCGCAGCUGUCUCUCCGGACAGACAGUGUCCUGUCUGAAGUUCGAUGGACGGCUGGAGUCCAACGGGGAGGACACAUUUAGAAAGUUAAGCGAAUAAUGUGAAGACAGAGACGAUGUGCUCCACGGGAACAAACGCGGAGCUGCAACAAACAUCCACCGACCCGGCUCUGGUCCUGGAACUGAAGACCAGGCGUCCUCCGUCCUUAGAGGGCCGGGCGGGAUGUGAGACCUGGAGCGUGGACUUCUCUCCGGACGGAGCCUGGUUCGCCUGGUCCAUGGGACACGGGAUCGUGUGGGUGGUAGCCUGGCCUCUCGACUCCGAAGACAGUCAGAAUGGAGACAUCGACCGAGGAGACAAGAGCUUCAGCUGUGGUCAUCCGGUGUGGGGCCUCGCCUUCGGACCCAGACCCCCAAAAUCAGCUGCAGCGGCACGUCCAUCAAAAAUGUCAUCAAAAGGGAAGAAGAGCCUGCUCCUGGCCACAGGUUUGGAGAACGGGGUGAUCAAAAUCUGGAAUGUGUUAACAGGUGAUGCUGUGUUUGAUCUGCAUGGACACGGUGUAGUGAGGGACCUGGUGUUUCCUCAGAACGGGACGCUCACACUCAUAUCUUCCUCUCGAGACAAAACAUUGAGGAUUUGGGAUCUGUCUCAGAAAGGUAAAACGGUGCAGGUGCUUUCUGGCCACAAAGACUGGAUCAGCUGCUGCUGCGUCUCAUCAGACUGCAGCAUGAUUGCGUCUGUCGGCAGAUUUGACAGAAUGGUGUGUCUGUGGAGUCUGCGCUCAUAUACGUUCAUCAGGAACCUGACAGGAGGGACCCACAAGACCUUGUACCUCCUGUCUUCCUGUGACUUCUCUCCCGAUGGCGCAGUGCUCGCCACCGCCGCCUUCAGCGGCUCCAGCUGGUGGAUCGACCUCUGGGACCCGUACACUGCAGAGAAACUGGCCACUCUGGUUGACUAUUUUGAAGAUUACGGACAGAACCAAAUCUCUGCAAUACAGUUUUCUCCCAACGGCUUACACUUGGCGAUGGUGACGGACGACAGAGCUCUUCGGGUCUGGGAGCCGGGACAGAAAGGGAUGGUGAUGCAGACGAAAGCGGAUCGAGACUCAAAUGGACUCUGCUGCAACUACCAUCCACAAGGGGGCGUGAUCGCCACAGGAACCAGAGACGGCCACGUGCGGUUCUGGAGGGCCCCCAGGACCGUGCCCAGCCUUUGCCACUUGUGCCGAUCCAUCCUGCGCCACUCGGUCUCCACGCACCAGAUGGAGCCGCUGCCCCUCCCGAAGAGGAUUCUCAAGUACCUCACUUACAGAAACAUCCCUGACCGCCUCAAGACCUGCUGCUCCUCAGACGAAGAGUGGGAGGGAUAAAUAGGAACCUUAACAACUGACACUUACAGCGAGUGAUUGUCACACACUCUCAUAAUGAAAAAAAAUGCCUUUGUUUGCUAAUUAAGAGGUGUUUUAAAAGCUUGAUUUAACAUAGGAAGCAUCUCAUAUUCAAUCUACUUUAGAUGCAACAUUACUACAUUAAGGGUUUCAUUUAUUGCACUACCACUGUAAGACGAUGCAUAUCUCAAUGGUCACAUGCUUACAAUUUUAUACGAUUAAUUUAUUGUGUAAAUAUCAUGUAUUUCUAAUUUCUGUGUUUAUCAAAUGCACUACUACUGUAUUGUUGUAUCUGCACAUAUUAAUUGUUAAUAUAAGAUAACAAAAACUGGACUUAUAGGAAAUAGUUUUAUUAAAACAGAUUCAAACACA
Molecule: messenger RNA, 1823 nt
Organism: Plectropomus leopardus (leopard coralgrouper)
Lineage: Eukaryota; Metazoa; Chordata; Actinopteri; Perciformes; Serranidae
Gene: wsb2
Product: WD repeat and SOCS box containing 2
Biological process (GO): intracellular signal transduction; protein polyubiquitination
Molecular function (GO): protein binding
Source: RefSeq, a predicted model, not a curated record